Molecule: messenger RNA, 1055 nt
Organism: Trichechus manatus latirostris (Florida manatee)
Lineage: Eukaryota; Metazoa; Chordata; Mammalia; Sirenia; Trichechidae
Gene: ANXA9
Product: annexin A9
Exons: 12
Cellular component (GO): cytoplasm; plasma membrane; vesicle
Molecular function (GO): phosphatidylinositol-4,5-bisphosphate binding; phospholipase A2 inhibitor activity; phosphatidylserine binding
Source: RefSeq, a predicted model, not a curated record
AUGUCUGUGACCAGUGGGAUGACGGGACCAUCCCUGACACAGGAGAUCCUUGGCCACCUGGGUCUUGCUAACAAGACGGCGGCUUGGGGCACUCUGGGCACCCUGAGGACCUUCCUGAGCUUCAGUGUGGACAAGGACGUACAGAGGCUGCUGAGGGCCAUUGCAGGGCAAGGCGUGGACCAGACCACCAUUGUGGAAGUGCUAACCAAUCGGAGCAGAGAGCAAAGGCAGCUCAUCUCCAGAGCCUUCCAGGAGCGCACCCAGCAGGACCUGCUGAAGACCCUGCAGGCAGCGCUCUCUGGCAACCUUGAGAGGGUCGUGGUGGCUCUGAUGCAGCCGGCUGCCCGAUUGGAUGCCCAGGAACUGAGGGCAGCUUUGAAGGGCUCGAGUUCUCCUGAGGAUGUGGCUGUGGAAAUUCUCGCCACUUGAGCUCCACCCCGGCUGCGGGAGUGCUUGGCCGUCUACAAACAUGAUUUCCAGGUGGAAGCUGAGGAGGACAUGAAAUCCGAGACCAGUGGCAUCUUGCGAGACCUGCUCCUGGCUUUGGCCAAGGGGGACCGCGACAGCUACUCGGGGGUCAUUGACUACAACCUGGAGGAACAGGAUGUUCAGGCAUUACGGCAGGCUGAAGAACCUGGCACCGAGGGGGCGUGGGUCCUAAUCCUCACCCAGAGAAAUCCUGAACACCUGGUCCGAGUGUUUGGUCGGUACCAGCGGUGCACUGGGCAACAGCUGGAGGAGGCUGUCCAGAACCGUUUCCAUGGCGAUGCCCAGGUGGCUCUGCUCAGCCUAGCCUCGGUGAUCAGGAACACACCGCUGUACUUUGCUGCCAAACUUCACCAAGCCCUCCAGGAAACUGAGCCCAAUGACCAAGUCCUGACGCGCAUCCUCAUCUCUCGAAGUGAGACUGACCUCCUCAGCAUCCGAGCUGAGUUCAAGAAGAAAUUUGGGAAGUCCCUUUACUCUUCUGUCCAGGAUGGAGUGAAAGGGGAUUGCCGGUCAGCCCUACUAGCCCUGUGCAGGGCUGAAGACAUCUGAGAGCUCCCUGUCCCCCA